AUGGUUGGUGGUGGAAACAGGAGAGACGAAGGGUCGAUGCCGAUUCAGAACACCAACUUGUUUGCCGCUUUGGAUACUCUGAGGAAGAAGAAGAAGAAGUCGGAUAAGGCCAAAGGCUCCUCAACGUCGUCAUCGAAAAAGGAGCCUGAGCCUCAGGUCUUCUGGGCACCUACGCCUCUCAAAGCAAAGGCUUGGGCUGAUGUCGGCAGCGACGACGAAGAUGAUGACUACUACGCAACCACUGCUCCGCCUCAGGCCAUGUGGAGUACUUCCCAAGCGUCCCGUUCGGAUGCUAAAGAGGUUCACGUUGAGGAAAGUGAAAGCGAAGAAGAUAUUCUUGAUGAAGGCGAUGAUGAUGAUUUGGAGGAAGAGCAGGAACAGGGAACAGAGAUGCAAGUUCAUCCAGAAGCAGAGCCUGAGGUGAAAAAGGCUCCUGAGGUUCCUGCACCACCCAAGGAGGCAGAGAGGCAGCUUUCGAAGAAAGAGAGGAAGCAGAAGGAACUUGCUGAGCUUGAGGCUUUGUUAGCAGAUUUUGGCGUUACACCUAAUGGUCAAGAAAACGCUCAAGGGAAGCAAGAAAAGAAAGAAGUCAAUGGAGAUGGAGAGAAGAAGGAGAACACAACGGGAGAAUCGAAGGCAUCAAAGAAGAAGAAAAAGAAGGAUAAACAGAAGGAGGUAAAAGAAUCUCAGGAUGAGGUAAAGAGCAACUCAGAUGCUGCAGGUGAGUCCGCUGAGCAGGAGGAGGCUUCUUCUUCCAUGGAUGUCAAAGAACGGCUAAAGAAGAUUGCAUCGAUGAAGAAGAAGAAAUCAAGCAAAGAGAUGGAUGCUGCUGCAAAAAUUGCUGCACAAGAAGCAGCUGCGAGGCGGGCAAAGCUGGCCGCCGCGAAAAAGAAGAAAGAGAAGAGUAACUACAACCAGCAGCCGGUGAGGUGA
Messenger RNA from Thlaspi arvense, 933 nucleotides. The record is from the annotation of a GenBank genome assembly. NCBI's taxonomy places the organism in Eukaryota, Viridiplantae, Streptophyta, Magnoliopsida, Brassicales, Brassicaceae.